AAAAUCGCGUUUAUUCAACAUUGAGUAAAAGUACGCAAAUAAUCACUGUAAAAACGUUGCAAAGUUUAAGGUUUAUCAACGUUAGAUAUAAACUGCUUUUUAAGCUAUUACAAAACAACGUUUAUUCAAUGUUACAUAUACCAACGUGGUAAUAAAAAAAAACGUGGAAAAAGUGUUACUUUGCCAACGUUAAUAAAUCGUUGUUUUAACAACGUUGAGGAAGUAGCACAUUGACAAUUAUUGUCUCAUUAACUAGCCAUUACAAAUAUAAUUUGCCGUUAUAGAAAGGCAUGGAAAACUUAAUAGAAUGCAUGCAGAUGGUAACCUUUUUAAUGGCUUUACAAUCUUGGGUUUUAGUUGUUUAUUUUGAAAACGAGAUUGAAGCAGAGGCAGUUGUUCCAUCUUGUUGGGUAAAAGAUGGUUGGUUAUUUUGGCCAACUGCUGUUCAUCCAAUGAGAGCUGCCUAUAAUAAGUUUCCAGUUGAUGACUCCUGGAACAAGCUUAGAGUUAAAAAAAUUAAAGUAACUGGAGGUCAUUAAGUUUUGCUGUAUUCAUUGCUAUUUUAAUUUUUUUAUAUGAAUAAAAAUACUAUUAUAGUUUUAUAUGAAGUACAAUAUCAAAUAAACUUUUCUCUUUCUAUAUUUGGAUAAGUAAUAUUUUGAAUCUGUUUUUAUUAUUUUUGCUUAGAUAUAAAUUAUAAUCUCUUUACACUUAUUUUACAUUUUAGUUUUUUGCAUUAUUGUUUAUAUUUGUUUUACUAAAUAAUUACUAAUAGAUAAAGUAGUAUGUGAAGGGUUUAAUUUCACAACUACAGAGGACUCUGAAGAAGAAUGUGAGUAAUUAUGUUUGGAAAUAAUUGUGUUUUUCUUCAGAUUAGACUUUUUUUUGUUUUAUAAAUGAUAAAGAAUAAAUAAAAAAAGGAACUGUAUGUAUUUUGAAAAAUAAAUAUGUAUUCAUGUUUUAUCUUAAAGCAUGUAUAUUAAACACUCGAGAAAAUCGUUCAAGAUCACUAGUUUAUCCUGAUGUAACAAAAUCAACAAGAGAUCGUUCACGCUCCCCGAUUGUUCAAUCAGAGAUAGUCAACUUUGAAAUUAAUAAUUCAAAAUCACCUAAAUUACCUCUUCAUCCUAAAAACAUAAAGAAUUCUAAAAGUUCUGAUUAUGUUCACAAAAAAAAUUGGAUUCAUCAAAUUCAUCUUCUCCAGCUUUUUUGGCCGGAACUUCUAAACAGUCAAUUAGUGCGUCUUCUCAGUUUCCUUUAAGUACUGAAAAAUUUAAGAAAAAGGUUUUUAAACAACUUUAAGAAAUUAAAAAUAUGGUAAAGGAUCUUCAAAAUGUUUCUUCAGUUGUAUCCGAAGAUCUGCAAAUAAAUGCAUUAAAUUCAAUAGAACAACUUAUGGAGGUAGAUGCUACCUUGAAUGACAGUGUCAUUUUUUCUAAAUGGGUAUCGCAGAUAGCGAAAAUUGGUGGAGUCAACUUAAAAGAUAAUGUAAAACGUGUUAUUGAGCGGCUGUUAACAAUUGAGUUGCGCUGUUUGUUAAACAUGAAGGAGCAAACUAAUUCCACAAACAAAACUAAACAAAAGUUGGCUUUUUCAAAGACAAAAUUGUAUCGUGUUUUAGUUGAUGAGAACUUAAAUGCCUACAUCUAUCCAGAACAUCAAUUAAAGCAAAGUCUUUUGAUAUCUGCUGGAGUAAAAUGCAUAAAUCAAUUUGCAUUGGACUACAUGCAUUUGGUAUGUUUCGGUGUGGUCAAACGAAUUUCGCUAUUUGUAACAAAAGAAGGACCAAGCAUUUGUAAAUUAUCUCAAAAGCAAAAAGAACAAAUCUCAUCAAACCUAGAACAAUUAAAAGGUACACUUUCAAGCGAGUUUGCAAGGUAACCAAGGACAUUAAAAAAUCUCCCUCAUUACAAAGCUACUGAGUUUAGGCAGUUAUUAUUAUUUACUGGUCCUUUAGUGCUGAAAUAUUUAUUUUCGAAGCUACAAUAUGAUCAUUUUAUGACACUUCAUGUUGCAAUAUCUAUUUUGAUUAAUUCAGAUGAUGAAGGUAGAACAUUCAAAUUAUGCAAAAGAACUUCUUAUAUUUUUUGUUUUAAAAUCUGAAGAAAUAUAUGGGAGAGAGUUUGUUGUAUAUAAUGUGCAUAACUUAGUUCAUUUAUGUGAUGAUGUUAUUUACUUUGACAAAUGUUUAGAUUCAUUAUCGUGUUUCCCUUUCGAAAAUCAUUUGCGAGUUUUAAAAAGUUUUAUACAUAACGCUAAAAAUCCAAUAUUGCAAGUUUUCAAACGAGUUUCUAAUUUAGAGAAAACAUUUAAAAAAUAUUCAAGUUAAUAUCAAUACACUGUUAUUUCUUCAAAAAAUGCAUUCUUGUUUUUUACUAAAUAAUGGCAAGUACGUUUUUAUAAAGGAAGAUAAGGGUUUAUGUUAUGUGUGUGAUGUUGUUGAAAAAGCUUGCUUAGACAAUUUCUUUACAAUACAAUGUGAAUCCAGUUUGUUAAACAUUUAUUUUUUCCGCUUUGAAAGACUUAGAUUAAAACGGCAAUUAGUGGAGAAGUCGAGAUUAAAACGAAAAGCCAUGAGUCUCAAAACUGAAAAAGGAUGCGUUUUAUUACCAUUACAUCAUGAUGUGAAAUGGCUUUUGUAAAUAUAUGAUACAUGUUUAAAAUACAUUAUUAUUUUUCAAAAA
This is a messenger RNA of Hydra vulgaris (swiftwater hydra), 2684 nucleotides long. Lineage: Eukaryota; Metazoa; Cnidaria; Hydrozoa; Anthoathecata; Hydridae. The record is from RefSeq and is a predicted model, not a curated record.